Molecule: messenger RNA, 2754 nt
Organism: Larimichthys crocea (large yellow croaker)
Lineage: Eukaryota; Metazoa; Chordata; Actinopteri; Sciaenidae
Gene: rpap2
Product: RNA polymerase II associated protein 2
Exons: 12
Coding region: 71-2128 (685 amino acids)
Cellular component (GO): nucleus; cytoplasm
Molecular function (GO): RNA polymerase II CTD heptapeptide repeat phosphatase activity; RNA polymerase core enzyme binding
Source: RefSeq, a predicted model, not a curated record
CGGAUUGUCCGCGCGGGCUCGCCGUAGAACGAACGACGUCACCGGUCAGAGGUGAAGGAACAGAAACAACAUGGAGACGGAGGAGAGGAGGAGGAGCGCAGGCUCCCUGAAAAACUCUAAAAAAGGCGGGAAACGUGUCAAAGCACUGACAGCUGAAGAAGAAGCACGAAGAAGGGAGGUGGUGAAGGAGAAGUUAAGGGAGAAGUUGGAGCUGGAGAAAAGAGCCCUGAAGAUUGUGGAGCGUCUCCUGGAGGACAGCGUGGCUGAAGAAUUUCUGGUUGACUGUGCAAAGUUCAUUACUCCCGUGAAUUACAAAGACACUAUAGAGGAGAGAUCCAUUGCUAAACUGUGUGGUUAUCCCAUCUGUCCAAAUAAACUGGGAAAGAUCCCGACUCAGCAGUUUAAAAUUUCUACUAAGACCAAUAAAGUUUACGACAUCACAGAACGCAAGUGUUUUUGUAGUAACUUCUGCUACAAAGCCUCCAAAGAGUUUGAGCUACAAAUAUCAACUACACCUCUUUGGCUCAGGCAGCAUGAAAGUCCUCCACAAAUUAAAUUGCUAAAAAAAGGAGAUGGUGUAUCCAGCGGGAGUUCUGGUGAGGAGGUGAUAAUGUUGGAGAGGCGUCUCCAAGAAAAGGACAUCGAGGACCCUUUGGCUACUCAACCUGAGGACGCUCACAGCUCUCAGCUCCGAUCUGUUGCAGCCGAGCACAGUCACAGCGAAAGCAGCGACAUUGAACAGGAGCAGGACUUUGUCUCCAGCAUGGUCUGCCAGCGGCAGGGACCCAGGGUGCACUGGGGCGACCUGCCUAAACGUACAGAUGAUGACAAUAAAGGUGAACGAGGGAAGAAAGACAGAAGAGGGGGCAAUGAAGAGGAGGUUGAUGGGCAUCGAAGUGGAGACGCAGGGAGGGAAGGAAAAAUGAGAGAAUAUGAGAACGGUCAGGAGUCACAUUCAUGUAAAACCGAAGUUAAAACAGACACUGAAAAACCCAAACAGCUGCUCUCAGUGAACACAGACAAACUUAAUGAGGAGCACGUGUCAGAGGAGAACAGUUCGCCUGAGGGACCCAGUGUGGAAGAAGCUACAGCCAAGCUGAAUUUGUGCAAUUUAUCUGAGAGGAUCACUCACACUGCCCCCCUGCCUGUUGACUCAACAGCCACACAAGCAGAUCUACUCACCUCUCCACCAUGUGAAGAUUCAAACCCCUCAACAGAAAACGAACAUCUCCCUUCGACUCUGAUCAGCACAAAUCACGACAGCCACAACACUGCAUUGACCGACCAACUGGAACUCAACAUCACCCAGGUGGGCAUGAGCAAGAGAGGGGCAGCAGGGCUACGAGAUCUACUCAAGAACCACACUGCUGGAGCCAAACCUGAUCCCAUCCGGCUGGCUCUCCUCGAGUGCCUGAAGAAAACAUUAAAAGACUGGAGCACUGACGAGACGCUGAAGUUCCUGUACGGGGCUGGUCAUUCACUCAGCUCUCCUUUUGCCGAUGUUGAAGAAGACAAAGAGGAGGAGGAAGAGGAGCUGGACGAAGACGACUUUGACGAUGAGGAUGCAGAAAGAGUUGAUGCUGGGGUGCAGAGGAAAGCCUCUGCUCCAGCUCCAGACUAUGAGACACUGCAGAAGGAGGGCCAGCAGCUGGAGCUAAGAGUCAGGGAAUUUUAUAAGGGGACCUGGAUUCUGCCUGAGGAGGAGGAGAAACCGCAUGGAGACGAGGUUACAGUCCAAGACCAGAGCACGGAGUGCCCAGUUCUGCCGCUCGUGGACUCCAAUGCUCAGCAUCUCAUCCAGAAACGAAUCACAGUGGAAAAGCUCACCAGCUGCCUCAAAAACAUCGUCGGCCCACUGCGUCUCACCAUGACUGACGUCUCAGCUGACCUGAACAACUUAGUCAGGACUUUCAGGUUCACCAACACAAACAUCAUCCACAAAACUCCAGAGUGGACGCUCAUAGCCGUUGUGCUUCUGCAUCUGUUGUCAGAGGUGUCUGCGAUGGUGCGAGAAGCUUUGGAGACACCGGCAUCUGUGGAGUAUUUGAACACGCUGAUGGAGGAGCUUGGCCUUCAGGAGCAGGACCUUCUGAACUUAGUCCGGCUGUUUAAAACCCCGGCACACUGACACACACACUCACCCAGACAUGGACAUACGAAUAAUAAAUAUACACUCAGGAUCUUGGACUGAAUGAAGUAUGUGUUUGUUUUCCACAAAUAAAGUUGGUUGGAGUAACUUUUAAGACAAAAACCCAUGUCCUUUUUUUGUGGUUUAAGUCUGCAUGCUCUUUCACUAUUGAUAUUGUGCAGCAGCAUUAUUGUAUGUACACAAUCUGUGGUGAGAUAUGUGCAAAUCAGAUCCUUGAAGUUUUAGAGCACUGCGUGUUUAACCUCUGCAUGGCCAAAUAAAUCACACCCAGCUUUUCCCAGUGAAAACGCCAUGUGGACACGCUGGUUAUCGCUGCACUUCUGCUGUAAUAAAAGUGACGCCAUUUCUCCAGACUUCCUUCACAUGGAUGUUUAUGGCACCAUAAUGUCAUUUGUUAUAUGGGUAUGUUAACAAUGGUGUGUGAAAAUAUUUGGUUUUGACCAGGUGGCGCACGCAACAAAACGUUUUUCUAUUUAAUAGUGGAGAUAUAACUUUGACCUGUCAUGCAGAUUGGGGAUGUGAUUGAUAGCCUGCAUGAUUCAAACACAGCUUCUCGUUUUUCACAACUGUACCAACAAUCAGUGGACAGAGGCAGGGAAUGAUUU